This is a messenger RNA of Schistosoma spindalis, 906 nucleotides long. The record is from the annotation of a GenBank genome assembly. NCBI's taxonomy places the organism in Eukaryota, Metazoa, Platyhelminthes, Trematoda, Strigeidida, Schistosomatidae.
AUGGCAUUUUUAUCCGGUUUCGGUGCUGUCAACUAUCCGUAUUCAUGUAUGACUUACUUCGCCUUGUCCGUUUCAAACUCAGAAAUACGCACAGCUGAGAGAAGAUUGUUACAAACUGUAGAUAUGAUUUUGGUGAAGCGUCGAAGACUAGCUCAGUUUCAAUUUGAGGCAAGAAUGAAUCGUACCACCAACGAAAAAUCUAACACCUUUUGGAGUAUGUUACGCACAGUUGGAAUGUCCAUUUCAUCACCUCGUAUUGACGAAAAAUUAUUGAAACAUGAGAUAUCUGUUCUUGAAGACUUAAGUCGUCAAUUAUUUCUGGAACUGCACUACCUCCGAACUGCCCAAGAACGGAUUGAAUUUUCAAAAACAUGGAAAGGAAAAUAUUUCAAUUGUCUUGGCUACUUUUUCUGUGGUUAUUGCUGUUGGAAAAUAUUUAUAUCCAUUGUAAAUAUUUUAUUGAAUCGAUUCGGUGGACAAGAUCCUAUAACACGCUUUAUGGGUAUAACUAUACAUUAUCUAGGCUUUCAAAUUGAUGUAAAAUUUUGGUCACAACAAAUAUCUUUUUGGCUCGUCGGUAUAAUUGUUGUAACGUCAAUUCGCGGACUCUUAAUAACUUUAACAAAAUUCUUUCAUGCUAUAGCCAGCACAAAAUCAUCGAAUAUAAUUGUUUUAAUCAUAGCACAAAUAAUGGGUACUUAUUUUGUUUCUUCUGUAUUGCUUUUACGUAUGAAUAUGACUGCAGAGUAUAGGAAUAUGUUAAAUCAAGUACUUGGUGACUUACAGUUUCAUUUCUAUCAUCGUUGGUUUGACGUAAUCUUUCUUAUCAGUGCUAUGUGUAGUAUUGCGUUUUUAUACUUAGCACAUAAACGAGUUGCUGAAAUAAAAGAUGACUAUAUUUCUUGA